Messenger RNA from Arachis stenosperma, 1201 nucleotides. Its product is annotated as ras-related protein RABH1b-like. Lineage: Eukaryota; Viridiplantae; Streptophyta; Magnoliopsida; Fabales; Fabaceae. Bases 298 to 918 code for a protein of 206 amino acids. Gene Ontology annotation, molecular function: GTPase activity; GTP binding. The transcript has 7 exons. The record is from RefSeq and is a predicted model, not a curated record.
UACACACAUCAAUAAAAUCUUCUCCCUCUCUUUAUAUUAAACUUUUCUCUCCUCUCUCUCAUACGUUACUAAUAUAUAAGAGUAGUAAAUAUAUAAGUUUUAUAACGAGAUAAUUAUAUUGAUGUAAUGGUGAUAGAACGAGGGCCACUAUUGGGAGAAGAAAAGAAAUUGCAGACAGAUUCAAAUCACGUAUUCAUUGAUUGAAUCAUUUGUUAAGAACUGAGAAAUUAAAGAGGGAAGGAUGCAAACGGAAGGCGAAUUGAAUUGAAUUUGGAAUCUUUUCGUGUGGGAUCAAAAAUGGCGGGAGUGUCAGUGUCCGCUCUUGCGAAAUACAAGCUUGUGUUCUUAGGUGAUCAGUCCGUCGGAAAAACCAGCAUCAUUACCCGAUUCAUGUACGACAAAUUCGACAACACCUACCAGGCUACAAUUGGUAUUGAUUUUCUAUCAAAAACUAUGUAUCUUGAAGAUCGAACCAUUCGGCUGCAGUUGUGGGAUACUGCUGGACAAGAACGAUUCAGAAGUCUUAUUCCAAGCUACAUUAGAGAUUCAUCUGUUGCUGUCAUCGUCUAUGAUGUUGCAAGCCGUCAGACGUUCCUAAACACAGUAAAGUGGAUCGAGGAGGUGCGCAGUGAAAGAGGCAAUGAUGUUAUUCUUGUUCUUGUUGGCAACAAAACUGACCUUUUGGACAAGAGGCAGGUCUCUACAGAGGACGGGGAAGAAAAGGCACGUGAGCUAAAUGUUAUGUUUAUUGAAGCUAGUGCAAAAGCUGGUUUUAACAUAAAGGCUCUCUUUCGCAAAAUUGCUGCUGCGUUACCCGGAAUGGAAACAUUAUCUUCCUCGAAACAAGAUGAUAUGGUCGAUGUCAACCUUAAAACUUCUGGUGGUAAUGAUUCUCAAGCUGAGGGUGGUUGUUGUUGAUCCUGCCUUGUCUUCCAGUUUUUAUUUAUUUAUUUAUAUUUAUUUAUUAUAUUUGUGUAUCUGUCUGCUCCAUGCUGCCUUGUUUUUGGAUGUGUUUGCUUCAUAUUUGUAGAAAAAAAGGUUCAUUAGUCUUUUUAGACUUUGUUAGCAUAUGCAAGAGGAAAACAAAUUAGAGAAAACAAGUGAAGAUUCGGCAGUGACAAAUUUGUUCUCUUUGUUAUAUGACUAAAUUAAUUUAAUUGAAAGAAUUUUUGUAAUGAUCCCGAUACUUUUGAUAUUAGAA